GCGAGCGGGCUGCGGUGGUUAAACUGCGCCAGCCGUGCUCCCGGGACGCUCCGAGCGCCGGCACCGGCUAGCAGCUGCCCCCGCCGUGGCCUCUUCCCGAGCGAGCUUAGCCCGGCGCGGCCGGUGGCCGGGGCGAUGUGAGCCGGAGCCCGCGGGCGUGGCCGGACCGCUGAGAUGUGGCUCAAGCCCGAGGAGGUGCUGCUGAAGAACGCCCUGAAGCUGUGGGUGACUCAGAAGAGCAGCUGCUACUUCAUCCUGCAGCGGCGCCGCGGGCACGGUCAAGGGUCAGAAAGGCUUACUGGUCGCCUGGUAGGCGCUCUGGAUGCGGUGCUGGACUCCAAUGCACGGGUGGCUCCAUUUCGAAUUCUGCUCCAAGUUCCCGGGUCCCAGGUUUAUUCUCCCAUAGCAUGUGGUGAGUUACUGAGUGGAUCAGACGUUUACUGGGCCAUAGCCACGGGUGCAACGUUAGAGGAAAUAAGCCAGCAUUGGGACUGGCUGGAGCAAAAUCUCCUCCAUACCUUGUCUGUCUUUGAUAAUAAAGAGGACAUUGCCAGCUUUGUCAAAGGGAAGGUAAAGGCUUUGAUUGCUGAGGAGACGAGCAGCAGGCUUGCCGAGCAGGAAGAGGACCCCGAGAAAUUCCGAGAGGCCUUGGUCAAGUUUGAGGCCAGGUUCAACUUCCCAGAGGCAGAGAAGCUGAUCACCUAUUACUCCUGCUGCUGCUGGAAGGGCAGGGUUCCCCGCCAGGGCUGGCUGUACCUCAGCAUCAACCACCUCUGCUUCUACUCCUUCUUCCUCGGCAAGGAACUUAAACUUGUAAUCCCUUGGGUUGAUAUCCAGAAGUUAGAAAAAACAUCCAACGUCUUUCUGACGGCUACUAUCCGAAUUACCACACACAAGAAGGAGCGAGACUUCUCCAUGUUCUUGAACCUCGAGGAGGUGUUUAAGAUCAUGGAGCAGCUAGCUGAUGUGACACUGCGGAGGCUGCUGGAUAACGAGGGCUUCGACCUGGACCCAGGUCUGCAGGAGCCAAGCCAGAUCACCAAGAAAGACCUGAAAGCCAGAGCACAGAAUGAGUUCUUCCGGGCGUUCUUCAGGUUGCCAAGGCAGGAGAAGCUGCACGCCGUCGUGGACUGUUCCCUUUGGACGCCCUUUAGUCGCUGUCACACCAUUGGGCAGAUGUUCGCCUCAGACAGUUACAUCUGCUUUGCUAGCAAGGAAGAUGGUUGCUGCAAUGUCAUUCUCCCACUCAGAGAGGUGGUAAGCAUUGAGAAGAUGGAGGACACAAGUCUGCUGCCUAACCCCAUCAUCAUCAGCAUCCGGAGCAAGAUGGCCUUCCAGUUCAUCGAGCUUAAGGACAGGGACAACUUGGUGGAGAGUCUGCUCGUGAGGCUGAAGCAGGUGCAUGCCGACCACCCCGUGCAUUAUGACACCUCACAAGAUGACGACAUGAUGUCACCUGCGUUUCAUUCAACAAGCAUGUGCAGUGACCACAAGUUUGGGAAUCUUGAAAUGGUGUCUUCUCAAAAUAGCGAGGGAAGCGGAACAGAGAAGAGCCCACGGCUGCACCCCGAGGCCCUGAGAGCUGUGUUCCAGCAGUCAGCCAGCCAGAGCCCCGACUCACGAAUGUCCAGGGAGCAGAUAAAAACAAGCUUGUGGAAUGACCACUUUGUGGAGUACGGCAGAACCGUGUGUAUGUUCCGUACAGAGAAGAUCCGGAAGCUGGUGGCCAUGGGGAUCCCUGAGUCUUUGCGUGGCAGACUCUGGCUUCUUUUCUCAGAUGCCGUCACUGACCUUGCCUCACAUCCUGGUUACUAUGGCCAUCUGGUGGAGGAGUCCAUGGGAAAAUGUUGCCUGGUGACAGAGGAGAUAGAACGAGACCUGCACCGUUCCUUACCGGAGCAUCCCGCCUUCCAAAACGAAACAGGAAUUGCUGCUUUGAGGAGAGUCCUGACAGCCUAUGCCCACCGGAACCCCAAAAUUGGGUACUGCCAGUCCAUGAACAUCCUGACCUCUGUCUUGCUGCUGUACACCAGGGAGGAGGAAGCCUUCUGGUUGCUGGUCGCCCUGUGUGAGCGGAUGCUCCCCGACUACUUCAACCUCCGGGUCAUCGGGGCCCAGGUGGACCAGUCUGUGUUUGAGGAGCUCACCAGGGAGCACCUUCCCGAGCUGGCCGAGCACCUGAAUGACCCCUCAGCUCUGGCGUCCAUCUCUCUCUCGUGGUUCCUGACUCUUUUCCUCAGCAUUAUGCCUCUGGAGAGUGCAGUGAAUGUUGUAGAUUGCUUCUUCUACGAUGGGAUCAAAGCCAUCUUCCAGCUGGGGCUGGCUGUGCUGGAUGCCAACACUGAGGACCUAUGCAGCAGCAAGGAUGAUGGCCAGGCCCUGAUGAUCCUUAGCAGGUUUCUAGAUCACAUUAAGAAUGAGGACAGCCCUGGACCCCCAGUUGGCAGUCAUCAUGCGUUUUUCUCUGAUGACCAGGAGCCCUACCCUGUGACCGACAUUGCUGACCUGAUCCGGGACUCCUAUGAGAAAUUUGGAAACCAGUCUGUGGAGCAGAUUGAGCAUAUGCGCUGUCGGCACCGGAUCAGGGUCCUGCAGGGCCAUGAAGAGACCACAAAGCAGAACGUGCUCCGUGUUGUCACUCCAGAAGUCUCAAUUCUUCCGGAAGACCUCGAGGAACUAUAUGACCUAUUCAAGAGAGAACACAUGCUGAGCUGUUACUGGGAGCAGCCCAGGCCCGUGGCCCCUCGCCAUGACCCCAGCAGGCCCUACACAGAGCAGUACCGCAUAGAUGCCCAGCAGUUUGCACACCUGUUCCAGCUUGUCUCACCAUGGACCUGCGGGGCCCACACGGAGAUCCUCGCUGGAAGGACGUUCAGGCUUCUGGAUGACAACAUGGACCAUCUUAUUGAAUUCAAGGCAUUUGUGAGCUGUCUCGAUACUAUGUAUAAUGGAGAAAUGAGUGAGAAAAUUAAAUUGUUAUAUAGGCUUCAUAUCCCUCCAGCACUCACUGAAAAUGACCAAGACAGCCAGUCACCAUUAAAGAAUCCUCUGUUGUCGACGUCAAGACCCCUGGUUUUUGGGAAACCAAAUGGUGAUGCAACUGAUUAUCAGAAACAGCUGAAGCAGAUGAUUAAAGAUUUAGCCAAAGAAAAAGAUAAAUCUGAGACUGAGUUGCCCAAAAUGAGCCAGAGGGAAUUUAUCCAGUUCUGUAAGACGUUGUACAGCAUGUUCCACGAAGACCCAGAAGAAAACGACUUGUACCAGGCCAUUGCCACAGUGACCACUCUGCUGCUACAGAUUGGGGAAGUAGGACAGCACAGCAGCAGCAGUUCAGGAAGCUGCUUCCAGGAGUGGGGGGAGGAGCUGCAGGCCUUGGAGCCCUCUCCAGAGCAGGACUCGGUUUUUGCAGACAGUGACACUGGGCCGACACCCCAGGACUCCAUGGCAUGUCCUGAACAGGCAGAAGGGAACUGGACUGUCUCCCUUGAGCAUAUUUUAGCUUCACUUCUGACUGAAGAGUCAUUAGUAAACUUUUUUGAAAAGCCACUGGACAUUAAAUCCAAACUUGAAAAUGCCAAAAUCAACCAGUACAGUCUCAAAACUUUUGAAAUGAGUGGCCAGUCGCACCCUGAACUCAAGGAAGAUAGCAGUUUGCUGACGAGACGAGCCUGCCAUACCAAAGUACAGACCACAGUGUCAGGGGCUGUCAGCCCGUAAGUGUGUGUCACACGCUGGGCAUCCAGGUAUGCACCCCAAUAGCCCUAGCUGGGGCUGGGGGACUGAGGCAAUCCUCAAACAUUUCUAUUUAUUUGUUAAGAGAAUUAUGAGUUUUACUUUUAUCAGAUUUGCCGAAAUGGGCACUUCUACUGUGAUUUUGUUCUCAGAUGAACACAAGAGUCCAGUGUAUCAUGCUAACUCAAAUAAUACCCAAGUUCUCAUUUUUCACUUGGUUACUGGGUGGUCAAGAUCAAGUUCACUUUCAAGAUCUAAGAGCACUAUCUGUGCAAUCGUUAUUUGGUUUUGUUUGUUUGCACUAAUUUUGUUUCAAUGCUGGUAAUUGAAACCAUUUUAAUAUUUUUGGUUAUAUUCACUUUGUCCUUCCAAAAAUGUGUACAAACCAUGCUUUCAACGUUAGCCUCCAAGUUUUUUAAUAAGAAAUUUUUGUACUGA
Messenger RNA from Pteropus alecto (black flying fox), 4170 nucleotides. RefSeq names its product TBC1 domain family member 8 (gene TBC1D8). NCBI's taxonomy places the organism in Eukaryota, Metazoa, Chordata, Mammalia, Chiroptera, Pteropodidae. Bases 175 to 3717 code for a protein of 1180 amino acids. The record is from RefSeq and is a predicted model, not a curated record. The transcript has 22 exons.